Messenger RNA from Rhipicephalus sanguineus (brown dog tick), 2695 nucleotides. RefSeq names its product serine-rich adhesin for platelets. The coding region runs from base 62 to 2077 and encodes 671 amino acids. The transcript has 2 exons. The record is from RefSeq and is a predicted model, not a curated record. Lineage: Eukaryota; Metazoa; Arthropoda; Arachnida; Ixodida; Ixodidae.
CUUGUCUUCUUUUACGACGCAGGCGGAACUCAGCCUGCAAGGGGAUGACUUCACCCGGCAGAUGUGGCACAUGUACAACACCUUCGAGGACGUGGUCGUGGGAGGGACGCUGCCGCCGACUGACCACCCGGCCGGUGACGCCCAGCAGCAACAGCAGCAGCACACCUUGCCGCCGAGUCAACAACCGCUGCCGUCGGCAGCAGCCGACGACACAGCAGCGCCUGCCGCCGUCGCUGUCGGUAGCCUGCGUGGAGGCGACGCUGCCGCCCCGGCACAGACGACGGCCGCUCCGCGACCGCCGAAGCCCGUUCGCAUCCCAUCCUCGCCCGACGUUCGACGGGACCCGUCGUCGCCGACGGCGUCGCCCGGCGCUCGCCGGAAGAAGAGGCCGAUGUCUCAGCGCUGCUCGUACGCUGCUUGCGGUAGCAGCGGAAGCAGUACCAGUAGCAGCAGUAGCGGCAGCCAGCAGCAACGAAGCUCUCUGUCUUCCUCCGGCAAUCCGCUGCUGGACACGAUCGGCUCCAUGACGUACGACCCGUGCUGCGAGUCGGACGACUACUACGACCUGGCCAGCGUGUACCUGCAGCGGCGCCAGGCGCGCCAGCACAGUGACGGCGAGUCCAUCGCGUACGCGGGCUCUAUCGACAGUGGCUACAAGAGCCUCUGCCCGACGCCCGAGAUACCGGACUACGAUGCCGAAGCCAAAUCCUCUAGUAAGGCUGUCGUCGCUCUGGCGCAGCCCUCUACGGUGGCUGCGACGACGGCCAGGCUCGCAGCGCCCGCUUCCGCGGGAGGACAGCAGGGCCACAAGCCGACGCAGGAGGAGCUUGACGCCGACCUUGAUCACUUGAUGCAGCUGCGCCAGUCCCUGCUGACGGCCAUUGCCCGUUGCGAGUCGCCGGUGAGCCCCAAGAGCAGUAGCAGCAGUCCCCGUGCGGGCUCGGCGGGCGACAAGACGGUGAGGUUCAGCACCGAGAAGCUGACCUCGGCGCCCUCGUGCUCGCCGGCCAAGGCGCCCGGAACGCGGGCCAAGCCCAUCCUCAAGGACCCGCUUUGUGCCAAUCUGCGCGCCAACCUCGAGAGGCCCGACAGCGGCGGGACCUUGGAAGAAGAGAUCGACAGCCUCCUUUGUGGGGGCAAGCCCGACUACUACGACCUGGAUGCCCGGUUCCCGCCGUCAACGUACGUGACCAUGGUCGAGGAGAAGUACCGCUCCAACGCGGGAUACAGCGUCGCCAAGGUUAAGUGCUUGAAAGACAAAUCCCAAGAGACCUCCAAAGACCACAAUAACGCAGCGUUGACAGCCGAACCAAGCCGGCGUUCCCAAAGUCACAGUAGGCAACCGCACCAAAAGCCGCAACAUCACCAACAGGACCCCGUGCAGCUGGCAUUGGGCACGUACAGCCCUCCGAUGGCUGCAGAACCACCUGUUUCGCGCUCAGAGAAGAGCGGUGCUGGCCACCCUGUCCCCACGCCACGUUGUUCGGCAGCUCACGCGACGACCGCUGCCAGCAGUGCGAAGCCGUGCUCUCCCAAGCCUACUCUCAUGCGCUCUGCCAAGUCACGCUUCAACGAGGUCGCCAAGUGCAUGCUCGAGAUUAUUGAGGACCUUCAGCACAAGAAGAUCACGGAACCACGACCAGCGAAGACUUCUUCCAGCAAGCUUUCCGUGGCGGCGACAACAGCCGCGUCCUCCUCAACGCAGCCUCUACGCGACACCCACAUCGGUGGUUCCAGAGGAGGGAACACUACGACGCAGCCGCGUCAACAGCAGCAGCAGCAGCAGACCCAGAGGCCACUCUCAGACUCGGAGUACCACGUCUACGAGGAGGUCCUGUACGACUUUGUGAACUCGACCGGAAGCGUGACCUCCGAGCUCCAGCGGCCACCGCCGCCGCUGCCGGCGAGGCCCAGUGAACCGGGCCACCGACCUAAGCAGAGGAGCAACCUGUACUCUCUGGUACGUAACCAGGAGGAGAGGCGCAACAUAUCCAAGUCGCUCGAACAGGAGUGGUCCGGUGACAGGGCGGGGCGGUUGGAAGACGAGUACGGGUUUCGCUCUGUGACCAACUCUUAAGACUGUGCGCGCGCGUUAUAAAAGGUGGUCAGGGCUUCUCCUGGUGACCAUCCUGAUUCAACUGUGCACGUGUCAGUGUUGGGACAUUCUGACGUCAUACACAGCGUUACCCGGCAAGAAUCGAGGAACUCUUGCUGCAAUAGUUGGCGUGAGGGCUCGCUGAUGCUUGUGGAUACAACGUGACGCUGGACUUGUGCACGCGUGAGCAACGUUUGACAGCGUAGUGACUUACUCGGGCAACGCGAGUGCUCACACGAGUUCGCUUACCAAGCGCAGCAGCGUAAAGACUAUUUCGGUCAAACAAAAUAUUUAAACAUUCUCUCAGGGGAUACAAAAGCCCGUGUGUUCAAAUGUACUACUCUUUGUGCAUCAUGAUGGACGCAUAUGGGCAAACGGUGAGACAGAAAUGAGACAAUAUCAUUACUGUGGGCAUGCAACCUCGCCUAUUGCUGUUGCCUCGAGAAUAGAGUGCACAUGGACACGCAAGUGAACGUUUGGGCCAACGUUAGUAUACAGAUAUAUAUGGCUUGUUCAGAGAGUUGUGGCCAAAACUUACGUAACAAGUAACGUACCUUGUUGAAAAGUUCAGCGUUAUCUGAUAUUAAUUAUAUGCAGGCA